AUGCAAAAUAUUAGCGGAAAACAAUUAUCUCUUGAUAAUGAUAUAGAGCAAAAAUUAAUAACUCAAAGAUCUAAAAGUGCUCCUCAAAGAAGAAAAUGGUUUCAAAAAGAACACCAACCAACAACAUCAUUUUUGAUGGAUCAUAUGGUUACAACAAGAUUAGUUAAUGCUAUAAAUAUAUGGCAUGAUAUACAUUCUAAUUUAAUACAACUUAAUAUUAGAAAAGCAAGAAGUAACACAAAACUUUCAAUUCAAUCUGAUAUUUCUGAAUAUGUACAAUCUGAUACAUGUGUUUCAUAUAAUCGUAAUUUUGAUGAUAGUUUAUCUAUUGAAAGUUUAUCGUAUGAUUCAAUUUCCGAUAUGUCAUUUUCUGAUUCAAGUGAAAAUAAAGAUGAUGUAACAUUAUCAAAUAUAAAUAAAAAUAUAUCUUCAUUUAAUAAUGAUGCUAAUGUUUUUGAUGACAAUGAAUGUAUUAAUUCAUUAUCAGUGCAAGUUAUCAAUACAGAAGAAGAAGAAUGGGAAAGGCAAAAUGUAUUAAACUCUUCAGUAACAAAAGAACAAAUGAAAACGACAAUUCCAGAGUUAUCUGAUCAUUGGCGGUAG
Molecule: messenger RNA, 603 nt
Organism: Strongyloides ratti
Lineage: Eukaryota; Metazoa; Nematoda; Chromadorea; Rhabditida; Strongyloididae
Exons: 2
Coding region: 1-603 (200 amino acids)
Source: RefSeq, a predicted model, not a curated record